UCUGCCCCUGGAGCUAUGGCUUGAACGACCAGAGGUACCACAGUAGCUGCCGCUGUCCGUCAGCGGUGAGUUUUGAACGGCUGCUCAUCAGCAUCUUGGUUCACCAGCUGCCAGAUCCUGGAAUGCGCAGGCGAGGAGGAUGCCUGCGCGGCCGGGCUGAAAAACACGCCGGGAGCAGCAAGACCUGGUCAUGAUUAUUUUUGUCGUCGAGAUUGCCUCAUUGGUGCAAUUCGUAUUCCAAUCCCUGUUUGCCAUGACCCAAUUGAUGACCAGGCAUGCACGAGCCUUGUUUCCUUGCAACCCUCACCAGUGACCACCCCGUCUGCAAGCCCUGCGAAGUCAGCGGAUGCUGAAUUCUCCAUGGGAGCCGGCGAUUCCGGAUGAGCCUUGGAGAGAGCACGCAGAGUGCGGCCAGAGGCGUAUCCCGCCAUCAAGGAACUCCGAGGGCGGCGACGCUGGGGCCGCGAUGGCGCCCACCGCUUGUCGCAGCUGGACCACGUGGAAGGCGCAUGGAUCCGUCGUUGAAACUUCGGCACCACGCUUGCUUUUGCAGUUGGUUUGCGCAAUACUGUAAAUGUCUCGCCCCGUCCCCGCCGCCACAUCUCCAUCUCGUCCUUAUGUUUGUGCCUGUGGCUUGCGCCCCCUUUCGCUGUCACAGCGAUCACCACACGCUGUUAGAGGUAAAGCAUCCUGCGGCGGGAUGCAAUCAGUGUGCGUGCCUGAUUUUCAGGGGCCCAAAGCUUAAUGGCAAACAAUCCCAACUCCAUCGCCACCUCGGCAGUUUUGCAAUUCUUGCGGUGCAUCACAUCGACCAGAGAUUGCCGCGUCGCAUAAGGCGUGUGGGGGACUUUGCUUUUGUCGGAAAUGCCGGUUGUGCGACGUCAAGCCCGACGUCGGCGACGCGCCAUCUCAUCUGAUGAAGUUGUGCUUCGCUGUCCCGACCGCUCGGAUAUGCGGAGAGAGAGCACGCAGUGACGCUUGGCGAUGACGCCCGCCAACUUCAUCUUUU
Molecule: messenger RNA, 1009 nt
Organism: Trematosphaeria pertusa
Lineage: Eukaryota; Fungi; Ascomycota; Dothideomycetes; Pleosporales; Trematosphaeriaceae
Exons: 1
Coding region: 381-917 (178 amino acids)
Source: RefSeq, a predicted model, not a curated record